UUAGAGCUGAGGAAAAAACUUCAAAAAGAAAAAAAGAAAAGAAAAAUCACCUGUCUGAUGGCAUAAGUAGAGGUCAGUGAAAUGGCGAAAGCCACCGGCUCAACAAUCCGGGGAACGGGGAUGGGGAAGGCUCAAUGGGUUGCUGUUGCGAUGAAGACGACAGCGACAUCCUCAAACAUCUCAUGAAUUCCCACUUCCCCUCUUCCUCCGUCGAAUCCCCACGCCCUUCUUCCCCCUCCUUCUCCUCUUCCACGGUUAUUUCUCCUAUCAAUUCUCAUUUCUCUGCCCUAACCUGCAGGGACACCCUCCGAAUCAUCUUCUUGAACCUUCCCAUUACUGACCUUGCACGCGCCAGUUGCGUUUCCCGAUUCUGGAACACCGUUGCUUCCGAAAGGGAUAUUGUGACGAGGGCCUUUCUUGCUCCUUGGAAUUUGAAGGAUGUAGUUGGCAAUCCACUGUCUGGAAGCUUCUGGAGGGACAAUGGUUUGGGCAAAUUUGCCCUGUCCCAUCGGAUUGGCCGUGAGGAUAGUGUUGCCAGCCUUGCCGUCAAAUACUCGGUUCAGGUUAUGGACAUUAAACGUCUGAACAACAUGAUGAGUGAUCAUGGCAUAUACUCAAGGGAAAGGUUAUUGAUCCCCAUAAGCAAUCCUGAUAUUCUAAUAAACAGAACGUGCUAUAUUGAGCUAGAUGUCUGUGCAAAAAGAGAAGUAGCAGUGUUGUAUCCAGAUGACGUGCCAGACAGAAGAACAAGCUAUUUAUCGAACAGAAUGUCCUCAGAAGGCAAGAAAAGAAUAAUCAAUUCCUUAAGGAGAAGCAUGCAAGUUGAAGAUGACACUGCAAAAUACUACUGGUAUAUUUCAAAUGGUAAUCCUCGAGCAGCUCUUUCUGAAUUUAUGGAGGACCUUCAAUGGGAGAGGCAGGCAGGUCUUUCCUAGUCCUUGGAAAGCAUAAUAAGGAGUUGGGUAUCUGGCAAGAGCUGGCUUUGAUUGCUUUCCUAGUGAAUGGAUGAGCUAGUUCUUGUCAUAGGAUUCUCUUCUUUAUUAACUUUUCAAAGCCAGUAUUUUAAUUUAGUUGCUCUUGAGAUUUUAACCCAAUCUAAAUGGUUCUAUCACUAUGCAGACUUUUCCUGGUUAAUAAAUAGGGGCUCAAGCCUGUGUUAACGCGUGACCUGAACGCGUGUAAGUUGAAGUUUUUUCUUCCCCAGAAGGAUAUUGUUUGACUAAAUUUUCUCCAAAAGUGCCCUCAUUUUCCAUUCAUGGAAUUUGCCAAAAUGGUGGUGUUUUUGAGAAGCAUAUCCACAUGGCAAGGUUCACGUCGUGAGGGUGUUAGUCAUGGGGGCUCCUGUAUAUAAAUAGGACAAGGUUUGCUGUGAUAGAAGAAUCGUUUUUAACUGGGUGAAAAUUUUAAGAGAACUAAAUUGAGAGGCUUGUGUUGAUGGAAAGUAAGAUAGGUCGAGGAUUAACUCUACAUUUUCCACCUAUCAAAGUGAGCUUGAAUUUUGAAUCAACUGCAAUGUGUUAUUCUCCAUUGAAGAUGAUGCGAGUAAAGACACUUGCGGACUAUGGGUGUGUAUCAACCAGAAUGGUGUGAUGAUCGGAGUUUGUGUAAUGUGUAAUAGUAUUUAACGUGCUAGGCAAUGCAAGUUCUGUAUGAUCAUGAGCAUGACUUCACAAAUACGAUGAAGCAUUCGCACAGUUGUUCAUACUUCUGUAGAUAGUAAUAGGAGGGCCUGGACUUUGUUUGAUUAUGUUAUCAAUUCCUGAUCAAUCCAUGUCAGAAAAGAAUAUGGGAUGCACGAAUUGGCGCCUUCUGCAACAGGAUGCACUGUAUCGACAAGUUCUCUCGGUAUUGCUCUUUGGGAUUUAGGGUUUGAUAGAUGAUGUAGACAUGUUCAUUCGUACGGAUGCAGAUUGGCUUUACCCUCAGAAGUGCUUCUAAGAACUUCGAAAAGUAAAACACUAAUAUUCUAUUCUUA
This is a messenger RNA of Prosopis cineraria, 1975 nucleotides long. Its product is annotated as F-box protein At1g55000. The record is from RefSeq and is a predicted model, not a curated record. The transcript is spliced from 2 exons. Bases 135 to 935 code for a protein of 266 amino acids. NCBI's taxonomy places the organism in Eukaryota, Viridiplantae, Streptophyta, Magnoliopsida, Fabales, Fabaceae. Gene Ontology annotation, molecular function: protein binding.